UAUAUAUAUAUAUUGAGAUGGGAAAAAGCAAAGUGUUGAUUGUAGGAGGAACAGGGUACCUUGGGAAGAGAUUAGUGAAAGCUAGUUUAGCAAAUGGUAAUGAAACCUAUAUUUUGCAUCGUCCAGAAAUAGGAGUUGAUAUUGAGAAAGUUGAAAUGCUUAUUUCUUUUAAGAUGCAAGGAGCUCAUCUUGUUUCUGCUUCUUUUAACGAUCAUCGGAGCCUCGUCGACGCCGUUAAACUCGUCGAUGUUGUCAUUUGUGCCAUCUCCGGCGUCCACAUUCGUAGCCAUCAUAUCUUACUUCAGCUCAAGCUUGUGGAUGCCAUCAAAGAAGCUGGAAAUAUCAAGGUAUAUAAAAUAGCACUUAUUCAUCCAAACUGAUUACAUAUUCAUAGUUAUAUACUCCCUCAGUUCCAAUUUAUGUAAACCUUUUUGAUUGAGAAAAAAUGUAGACUUUUAGAAUUUGUGAUCCUAAACAAGUCAAAAAGGACCCAGAGUAUUUGUA
Nicotiana attenuata is the source of this 504-nucleotide messenger RNA. RefSeq names its product bifunctional pinoresinol-lariciresinol reductase-like. The record is from RefSeq and is a predicted model, not a curated record. Bases 18 to 380 code for a protein of 120 amino acids. The transcript has a single exon. Lineage: Eukaryota; Viridiplantae; Streptophyta; Magnoliopsida; Solanales; Solanaceae.